UUUAACAUCAUGUUUUGGUUCGGGUCGUUGUGUUUCUUCCUUUUAUGGUCAGGAAGAUGUUAUGGCGAAAUUGAACAGUUUCGUGAUCUUCCGUUGCAGAAUCCCGAUCUUUUUGGAGGAGACAUCCUCGGAGUGGACGAUCCAGAGGAUCGCAAUGCCAUCAUCGAUAAAAGGAUGAUAUGGCCUGGAGGAAUCGUGCCAUACACUUUAGAUCCUGCAUUGUCUUCUUAUGAGAGCCAGUUUCUCGGUGCUUAUUAUCUGUACCGAAAAGAUACGUGCAUCCGAUUUGUGAAAAGAACCAACGAAACGGAUUAUAUCAGAAUAUUUAGAGGACAAGGGUGUUACUCUUACGUUGGUAAGAUUGGAGGAGCUCAACCUGUCUCCAUAGGCAUCGGCUGCAAUUACAUGGGUACAGUGUUACAUGAAUUAGGGCAUGCUAUCGGCUUUUUUCACGAACAAAACAGGGAUGACAGAGACGAUUGGCUCAACAUCUACUGGGACAAUAUUAAAGCAGGUAUGGAAUCAGAGUUCGUCAAGCUUCCACUUAAACUGCACCAGAUGUUGACGGAUUUCGAUUACGAUUCUGUCAUGCUCUACGGAGAAUACGCCUUCUCCAAGGAAUACGGCAAGCUGAAAACUAUGUCCCCGAAAAAGAGCGACAAACCUUUGAAAGAGGUUGGAUGGAAGAAUUUGAGCAAAGCCGACAUCACGAGAAUAAAGAAGCUGUACAAUUGUGAAGAUUAUGUGUACAGAAAAGAUGGAAAAUAAAAGCAUAAACUUGAAGUCUUAUUUCUACGAUAAU
Molecule: messenger RNA, 802 nt
Organism: Argiope bruennichi
Lineage: Eukaryota; Metazoa; Arthropoda; Arachnida; Araneae; Araneidae
Product: astacin-like metalloprotease toxin 5
Exons: 6
Coding region: 10-768 (252 amino acids)
Biological process (GO): proteolysis
Molecular function (GO): zinc ion binding; metalloendopeptidase activity
Source: RefSeq, a predicted model, not a curated record